CACCGCUGGUGCAUUCACCACAACAAGCCUCUCUCCGCACAAUGAUCUCACCAACUGAAUCUUUUGUCGACAAUUUGGCUGCACAAGCUACAGUUAAGAUAUACGGCGAUAUCAGUAUUAUCGCCCUCCCAGGCGUCGAGACACUCCCCGAGUCCCAACGCAUCACAGUUCUCAAGAAAGCAGAGCAACGAUUGAUAUCAGACCAUCCAGACGCUGAUGCUCUCGAGUUGAGACUGCAAACUAUCACACCGCCUCCAGACGAGGGAGAAGAUGACGAAGAAUCUCGCCUGCUAGAAGCCCAGGCUCGUCAGGACCUGGAAAGUGAUGGAUGUCCUCCCUGCUACCCGCCCCACCUCGACGUCCCCGUUCGAAACCCGCCCGAGGAGUACCGACAGAUAGUAGAGUAUUGGAAAUCAUUCUCAUCAACAGAUGAUGUGGUGCUCUGCGCCCAGAGGUCGGAUUGGCGAAAAUUUCGAGAGUCUCAGCGAAGACUGCGGUACCGCUAUCGAAACAAAUCAUUCAGCAUGUUUGUGGACGAGCUUCGCGAGCGUCGACGAGCGCAUGGAUUGGACGGCAACGUUCAUCUACUGUUGGACCCGCAACAGCAGAGUCAGCAACAGAAUUGGAUUGAGUUUCAGGACUACCAUCUCAGACUUCAUGAGUUGCAGGAAAAGAAACGAGAUGGACUACAGACAGACUUGGAUAACAAUCAGAGGGAAGCCAGUGAUACGGACAUGGAAGGUUCAGCAUAUGCAACACAGCAGGAAAGAGCCAUUCGCCAACGCCUUGAAUAUGCCGAAAAAACCCUGCGAUGGCACGAGGUCAUCCUGCGUUGGAUUGAACAAUGUCGAGUUGCGAUGGAUCCACUACCUCCGACACCCUUCGAGAAAGGCAGCGGUGAUCAGAACUCCUCAUCCAAUCGUCAGUGGCGCUCAAAGCGAUGGAAUACUCCGACUGUCCUCGGGAAGGCGAGGGUAUCGAAGUCCACGCCAAAGGGCCGAAAUAUACGGACCCGGCCGUUCAAGGCUGCAAUGUCCAAGCCUCUCUCCGUAGACUCGGCCGUCACGAUGCCAAGUGGCACUGGACAGAUGCCGAAGCGUCGGGAGAUAAAGCCUCGGCGUGCCAAAGAGAAGGCACUUGGCCAACUUCUUCCACAGAGAGUGGCCAAGGCAAAUCGGUUCGCUGAUACUGGGACCAAAUCGCGAUCAAGGGCACAGUGCAGCUGCGACGGGCCGAUUCGAGAUCAGGCACGGCCUCACCACCGGUUGGCCACUCAGCGACCACAUCCUACGCCUAGGACCAUCAAGACGCGAAGUCAACGGAUAUCAAGGGCGCCAGUGAGAUGGGCCCCGGAGUAAAGACGUCAUCUGUGCUCCAGCACUACGGCGAUGCCGAUAUUGUAGAUUCGAAUGUUGAGAUCUGCUGAGGCCACUGUAUCUACAUAGUCCUUCCAUAUCUCCUUAUCGAGCUCAUGAUCAGACACCACGCACCCCCACACAGCCUCAUCCGUGUCAUGAACCACACCUUUAUAACGCUGGCCUUCAUGAGCCGCACGAUUAAAGUACGACACCGUUAGCCAAUUUCAGAUGGACUGAUGGACUACUUGGCUGUCGACGCGAGAUUUGGCAGUGUAUGUUCGUCGUUUCGGUCUUGUCCAGAAUGCGAGGGCUGUACCAGCCCACGCGUAUGCAGCACAAGUCAAUCCCCAUGUGGCAUCGAACAAAUGUGUUAUGUACCACAUUCCAACCAUGAUAUCGAUGACUUGGGGCGUGAAUUCAAGAAACACAAUUUCGAACAGAUCACUCAUGGCAUUCGCUUGUUCUACUGAUCUCAAAACUUUGCCUGACUCUUUAAAGGUUGUGGAAGUCCAUGGAUAGACUCAUGAUAUGCUGGAACGCAAGUUGGCAUAUCCCUGUCGUGAUUGGAUCCUUAACUCCGCGAGUGCGAGUUGGUUGACCAGACGAAGACCUGCCGCACCGUUGAGCCAUGCAAACAGCAUCCACAUGCCAGCCUCCUUCCAAGGCACAUUGCCAGUGGCGAAGCUGGCUGCCAGUUUAUCGGUGAGUAAACCAAUUUGUCGGGGAGUAAGGACGCGUGCAGCUACAAUAUUCACUACCAGAGCGAGUACGCAGAGCUUCGCCUUGAGAUCGUUUUUUGGUAGGAGAUGAGGCAGGAAGACAGUGAAAGACCUGAGAUAGUCGAUCCGGCCAAGUUCCUCGAGCCGCUAUUGCUGCUUCAUCUUGACGUCCUUGUCGAGGUCAUGCUUGCCAGGGUCUUCGUCCUCUGAUCCGGGUACAUGAUUGCUGCCGUCACGAAGCGGUUCGCGCUCGGUAUCAGACCCAGAAGCGCACUGUCUUUCGAAAACCAAGAAGCUACUACGGACUGUAAGACCAGCUAGGGUUACAGCUCGGAUGGAGUGAAGCGUUAGAAGAAGAGUUGCGAGGACUGUGCCGUGUCGUGGUGCCUGCCGCUCACUGAUCACAACGGCCUGGCUCAGGACGAAUGCAGCCGCUCGAGGUAACUGGCCACAAUUAAGAGUAUCGGGAGGACCAGCGUCCAUCGGUUUCCGUUGAAAUGAAUAUUUCGUCUGGCUAAUGAAGGAGAGCGGUUAAGGUACAGAAAGGCGACCGCAAAGGCUAUCAUCAGACAUGGUGCGUAAAGGGACGCGAAUAGUGUCAAUAUCAUCAUCAUAGGUAACACUUCUGAAUGAUGGGAUAUCAAAGAGCUCUAAGCUUCAGUCAUCGGAGAUGGAAAGGCCCUGUCGUCCUUAUCUAACAAAUUUCUUUGAGCCACCCAUGGGCCACAAUGCUGGCUUGACUAGGGGAUCACCUUGGUGUGCAUGCAGUGUUCGCGACGGUUUGCCGGCUGGAUUAUGGAUCAAGCUCCCACGACUCAAUAUUGAAACUAACGCUGCUGGACCAGGUAUGGAGCAUGGCGAUUCCUGCUUAUGAUUGCCCAUAAAUCCAAGAUUGGGCGGACAUCACGGACCAUCAAACUGUACUGGAGAAUGCAGCAAUGCCAAAACCAUGUUGAGAUUGCUGAAAAUGUAAGCAACAUGCAAGCCGCCUAUAAUACCGGCCAAACGGUGCGGUGCGUGUUCGCAAUAGCUACGACGGAUAUAAAUAUCGAAUGAUCACCUACAGAUCAGUUUUGGAACUAGCGCUGCUCGAUCAUGGGUGGGGCGUGGCGAUUCUUGCGGGUGACAUUUGGUAAGGCUGGAGCUGAACAAUCAUUGUUGGACGUUCAAGGCGACCCAAUGCCAUGGAAUCACAUCGCAUUGCAGGUUCUCCGACCUACUCUGCAGCAACCGACUCCCUGCCUUCGGAACGGACGGGAUGCUGCAAUACUUGGACAAACUUUGGAGAAACUGUGUUGAUGAGUCAAGCAGCGGUAAUGAUGUAGUAUAGGCUAGCUCUACAUGUUCUGCAGCCUGGAUCAGGAUUGUAUACUUGAUUGCUCCGCUCAAACAUUGGCACUUGAUGAGAGUCAAUAUCUAGUUGACUGUUUACAUGCACAUGAUUCCCCCGUUGAUACAAUUGAGCAACAAAAGUUUAAAAACUGCAUUAUAAAAC
Molecule: messenger RNA, 3572 nt
Organism: Verruconis gallopava
Lineage: Eukaryota; Fungi; Ascomycota; Dothideomycetes; Venturiales; Sympoventuriaceae
Exons: 4
Coding region: 42-1358 (438 amino acids)
Source: RefSeq, a predicted model, not a curated record